ACAAGCAUAGGUAGAGCACAUUCAGAUAAAGAGUCAAUUAAGAAAUAAUGGAGCACACAACAAGUCUAAUAGUUUUCCUUAAGAUGGCUGUUUCACAGAACAAGCGCAUUCUAUUAGUGGCUUUCGUCAUCCUCUGCCUCUUCUCCACCCAAACAUUAGCACGAACGUUGAAAGAAAAAACCAAUAUAACUAGUGGGGAUGCCAGUAAUGUUCAACAUAGUAAGGAAUCGCAUGCCGAGGUAUUUAAGCCAAAAGAUGAGGAUGUUAACGUUGGUGGUGAUGUGUUCUCAGUGGAUUACACUCCAGCAUCCAGAAAACCACCGAUUCACAAUUAAAUACUUCGCAAUUUUGGUAAAGUAGAUAGUGAAGAAAAAUUGUACUAAUAUUCAAGAAUAAGCUGUUUUUUUUUUUGUAAAAAGGUUACUAUAGCUAGAAGAUAAGGUAAUUAAUAUAAGUAUUAUCAUUUUUUGGCAA
Messenger RNA from Vigna angularis (adzuki bean), 474 nucleotides. RefSeq lists its product as uncharacterized. The transcript has 2 exons. Bases 48 to 335 code for a protein of 95 amino acids. NCBI's taxonomy places the organism in Eukaryota, Viridiplantae, Streptophyta, Magnoliopsida, Fabales, Fabaceae. The record is from RefSeq and is a predicted model, not a curated record.